AUGCAGAUUUUCUCCGCGAUUCUAGGUCUUGUUGCACUCACUUCGUCGACGCUGGUAGACGCCGCUAGCCCUGGCUAUCGAUCACUGCCGUGGGACGGCCGCACGUUCAACUUGACCGUCGACACGAUCAACGACAAGUACCUCACGCCUAUCCUGAUGCAACGGAACGGAGGCCAAGACGGCAACCCCGUCGACUACGUUUCAGUCCAGUACCAAGCUCGCCCAUUCGGGUACAACGGUGACAGCGGCCAGCUCUCCAUUGGCGUGGACGCGAACGCUAUCUACAGCACGGACAAGGACAACAUCGAGGGGGCUUCGGACGGCACGACGUUCUUCCGCGCCAGCGCCAUGAAAGCCGAGGCGUUCCUCAACGCGUACGACUGGAGACUCAUCUUCCUGGGGUCGGACCUGUUCCGCAUCGGCGUCGACGCGUCAGCUAACCCGCCCAUUGUGUACUACCGGAUCAACGGCAACGAGCGAGGCCAAGUGGUCGACCGACUUCGCACCUGGCACCUGAAGUCGGCGGGCGGCAACAACAUGGUGCUGGAGUUCUACACGAGCACGGGCCAGGACGAGCUGGCGCUGAAUGUGACGAGCGAACUACCCGGCCAGCUCCGCGUCCUCCACGACUUCCACAUCGGUCUCUUCACGCAAUCUUCAGUUGGCAGCGCACCAGCGAUGAACGCCCAGCAGGAUGUGGUUUCGUUUAGCGGUGUGUCGGUAGAGGCCACGGCUAUUGAUGCUGGAGCUCCGACUCCUGCCCCCUCGAUGGCCGUGACGAGCGCCUCCUAG
Molecule: messenger RNA, 792 nt
Organism: Phytophthora sojae
Lineage: Eukaryota; Oomycota; Peronosporomycetes; Peronosporales; Peronosporaceae
Exons: 3
Coding region: 1-792 (263 amino acids)
Source: RefSeq, a predicted model, not a curated record